Molecule: messenger RNA, 1611 nt
Organism: Penicillium odoratum
Lineage: Eukaryota; Fungi; Ascomycota; Eurotiomycetes; Eurotiales; Aspergillaceae
Exons: 4
Coding region: 1-1611 (536 amino acids)
Biological process (GO): transmembrane transport
Molecular function (GO): transmembrane transporter activity
Source: RefSeq, a predicted model, not a curated record
AUGGCGUACGAGCAGGAUCGAGAUGAGUCCUUCUGGGCUCCUGGAACAGUUGCCCUUGAAGAUAUCAAUCGCUCCAGAGACCAAAUUGUUUUGUUCCCGACUCCUUCGGACGAUCCUAAUGACCCCCUCAACUGGUCCACCGCUCGCAAAGCGCUGAACUUCACAUUGACGAGCUUUUUCGUUCUAUGGACAUUCGUACAGUUAGACAUCGGCUUCACUGCGUGGGGACCCAUGGAGACGGAGCUGGGCUUUUCGGUCGAUAUAUUGAACGCAGGAGCCGCAGUCAAUUAUGGCGGCCUUGCUAUUGGAUGUAUCUUCUUUAUCCCGUUGGUCCACAAAUAUGGUCGCCGACCGAUCUACAUCUUCAGCGUUGCUCUCCAACUUGCAUCUUGUAUAUGGCAAGCGGAAAUGAAUACCGUCGGUGGAUUCAUCGGCUCUAACCUCAUCUCCGGGCUGGGUGGUGCAAUCAGCGAAAUCGUCGUGCAGAUUACUGUUGCCGAUCUGUUUUUCGUCCACCAGCACGCUACCAUGAACGGGUGGUUCGUGAUCUUCCAGUCUGCAGGAGCAUUCCUAGGCCCUGUUGCCUCUGGGUAUAUCGUUGACUCCCAGGGGUGGCGAUGGAUGUGGUGGUGGUGCGUCAUCUUCUUCGGAGUGACAUUGAUCUGUGUUCUUUUUCUCUUCGAGGAAUCAAAGUACAUUCCUGUCAUCCACGGUCAACCUGUGAUUUCACAAGUCCAGAUCGAGACGACUGAAAGCUCCAAAGAUACGAAGCAGGCUGACGAUGACGCCUUAUCAUCUAAUCCUGGGCUUGUUCACAGGGUGGCAGUCAAUCCUAGUAUCAGCAUGAAAUCGUAUCGGGAGCGCCUGGCUUGGAUCACUCCUACACCCGAGUCUGUCUGGCCUCAUUUUUAUCAGCCACUUGUGACAUUGUUCACUUUCCCGGCCGUGGCAUACGCUGCUAUCACGUAUGGGUCCACUUUAGCCUGGUUUGCUGUUAUGACCUCCUUGCAGGCGACGUACAUGCUUUAUCCUCCGUAUAACUUUGAUGCGAUCGGCAUCGGCUUGAUGAACGUAGCGCCGUUCGUUGGAGCGAUGCUCGGUUUCCCAGUUGGUGGCUGGCUGAGCGACAAGUCUAUUCUCUGGCUUUCUAAGAGAAACGGUGGUAUCUAUGAGCCGGAGAUGCGUCUAUGGCUUGCAUUGCCUGUUGCUAUUAUUAUACCAGGGUCGAUUCUGAUGUUUGGGCUCGGUCUUGCCUAUGGUGUACAUUGGUCACUGCUUGCAGUUGGAUUUGGGGUCUUCGGUUUCGGCUUCUCCGCUAUCAGCGGCAUUGCACUCUCCUAUCUUAUGGAUUGCUACCAGGAUAUCAUUGGUAACGCUCUGGUGGGUGUCAUCUUCAUGCGCAACAUCAUUUCCCUUGUUGUGCUGUUUGUAUUGACUCCAUGGGUCAACGGCAUGGGUAUGCAAAACCUGCACCUUGUUUGCACAUUCGUGGGCUUUGCUAUCUAUCUGAUCCCCAUUCCUCUUUUGAUCUGGGGGAAGAAAGCAAGGCUUUAUACGGCGACAUCUUACAAGAAGAUGGCCGAGAAGCAAGUCACCCAUCGUGCGAUAUAG